AUGGAGUGGAUUGAGAAGAUUCUGGACUAUGUCUUCAAGCCGGCUAACGGGAUAAUGUCGCAAGUUUCUCCCUCAUGGAGUUGGUAUAUCCCAACGUUCGUCAAGGGGCUUCUCUUCCCGCCACUGGCUGGUCUUUAUCGCCAUCUCGAUUCAAAGCAUCCAAGUAUCACCCAUCUGCAAACUUCCAUCAAGUAUGCAUUUGCGGCACUCGCAACAACGUCUCUCCGCCACCCGUCUCUUCCCCAUUAUCAACAACGGCUUGCGAUUUCUCUGCGGGACAGGUAUCGCAGGCUAGGAGACGCGAAGGAUUUGCGGCUUGCCCUGAUGCUUCAAAGCUCAGCGGCAUCGCGGAUCCUGGCAGCACAUAUGGAUGUUCAUUGGCACUGCGAAAACCUUAUGGUGACUUACCGAGAAUUGUAUUCUCAUUCGGGAGACGACAAACACCUGGAGACCAUGAUAAAAUUUGCGCAAAGUGUUACUUUGGAACCUACUUCUCCACGUCUGGGGUGGUGGCAGCAGAGUCUUUCUGAAGUAUACCAACAACGUUAUGCCAGAUUCAGCCGUGCCGAGGACGCAGAAGCUGCGUUGGAGUACGCUCUUGCCGCGGUUGAUUUUGUAGGAGAAGAUGACCCCAUUCUACCGGGCCGACAGAAUACGCUUGGGAGUGCCUACAAUCACAGGUUUAAUUACACCCAGAAGAUGGAAGAUAUCGACCUCGCCCUUUUUUGGGCCCACAUGUCACUCUCAACUACUCUGAAUCCUGCUUCGAUCGAAUACGUGAUGAGGCAGCAGCAUCUAGCUAGCUUGUACAGCUCACGAUAUGCGUUUAUUAGAAACCCGGAUGACCUCCAAGCUGCAAUUACCCUUUGCCAAGAGUCUAUUGGAAAGAUACCUCAACGACAUCAACACUUUUUUCAGUGCCAUUAUAACCUUAGCUACUACCUCUUCCACAGGCAUAUAAACACAGGCGCUCCUGAAGAUUUGGAGAAUUCGAUCGAGUACUGCUUGAAGGUGAUGAAAGGCUCGCCUCCGAAUAACCAACAUACCGGCAUUUACGCGGCCCACUUAGCUUCUGCACUCGCUGAAAGAUACCAGAAAUCUGGUCGUUUGGACGAUCUCGAAUCGGCCAUGAAGUGGAUCGAGGUCGCUAUUCCGAAAUUUGGCAAGGACCACCCAAAAGCGCCGUGGCAUUUGUACGUCCAUUCGACCGUCCUUUUAUUACGUUAUCGCAGGCAUCGAAAUCGAGCCGACCUUGAGCUCUCGAUCAGACAAUGCAAGUCUUCUGUCGAGUUAACUCGUCCUGAUGACCCGGAGUUGCUGGAGCGGCAGCAACAACUUUCUAUCCUGUAUCAAGACCUCUUCUCCCAAUCGAGAGACCUUCAGCACGUCAUGCUUGCCCUUGAAGUGCAGCAAACUGUCGUCGAUUUAACACUCAGGGAUCACAGAUACGCCGCCGACCACUUCUCCACUCUAGCGGCUAUCCAUUCGCAAAUUUACGAACACAAGGGAGGCGUUGAACAUAGGGAAGCAUCCAUGAAGUGGAAUCACACAGCCCUAGACUCUGCCAAACCCGACGAUCCUGAACGCCACUGCUACUAUUUCAAUCUCGCGCUUCAAUACUACAACAGGUACACACGAUUGAAAGACCCCGACGACCUAGAGGUCUCUCUCAAGCUCGGGAACGAAGCCCUCCGGCUUAUUCCUCAGGACCAUCCGAGAACUGUCAGAUACCAUGAUGUGGUGGCGGAAGCGUCUGCAGAUAGAUAUAACCUACUCCACGAUCUGCCAGAUCGCGAUAAAGCCCUUGAAUCCUUCAAGCGAUCAGUCCAAGCAUCUAACGGCGAUCCGAAACUUGUAUGGAGGGUCAUACGGAAAUGGGCAGAAUUUGCACAGCUGCACAAACUUCCAGAAUGUAUCGAUGCCUAUGGUACUGGCUAUCGCAUGCUUCCCGAGUUGUUUUGGCUUGGAAGUGAUAUCACCUCUCGACACGAGACCCUCGUCAAAUUUGAAGUGGCGACUGUGACCACCAAAGCCAUCGCGGCAUGCAUUGAAUACGAACAACUCGAACGCGCUGUGGAGUUUGUUGAGCAGAGCUUGGCACUCACCUUCCAGCAGCUCCUCGAUCUCCAGACCGACCUAUCUGCACUGAAAGAGAAGUUUCCUGGGUAUGCUUCCAUGCUGGAGACUAUCUCAGCAGAUCUCCAGAAAAUUGCGAUCACAACUCGGAGUCAGUCUCCGUACGGUUCUUCAGCUAGUCGAUCUAGUCAAUGGGACCUACAGCGGAAGUUAGCAAUGAAAAGAGAUGCACUCCUGAAAACGGUCAGGGAGCUUCCAGAGUUUGAAAACUUCCUGCUUCCCGUCCCUUUUCGAUCCUUGAGACGUGCUGCAGACAAAGGCCCACUUGUGGUUAUCAAUUGCAGUUCGAAGACGUGCGACGCUGUCAUCAUGUCGCAAGGUGGCAAACUUCUGCACACUCGGUUACGAGGCGUCAGUGUCGAUAAUGUCGCGAAACAGUACGAAAGAUUACGGAUGGCUCUCAGACAAUAUGGAAUCCACUCGCGCGACGUCAAUAGUCACGACCGUGCUGGUCAACGUGUGGUUUCCAAACAAGUCAACGGAGAAACGAUCAUACAGGACAUUUUGGCCUGGAUAUGGUCCCUCAUCGUUUUUCCGGUUUUUACGGUGCUGAAGGAGAAUGGCAUCGUUGGCGGACGCUUAUGGUGGUGUCUAACUGGCCCUCUAACGUAUUUGCCACUCCACGCCGCAGGACCGCCGAAUGAUUUCAUUCAAUCGUACACAUCGACGUUAGGAGCACUUUUACGAGCACGCUCUUCGCCGCCCAGGAGCAAGGAAAUCAAAGUGACUACAGUGGGUUUAUCAGAAUUCAACAAAGGGGGCAUCUCCCACCUUCCGAAGGUCUCCGAAGAGAUCGAUGCUCUGAGAGACGUCGCUGGCGAAUCUCGGACAUCCGUGUUCAUGAAUUCAGAUGCAACACUCGAAAAGAUCACCGACCUGCUGCCCCAAUCGACGUGGCUGCAUUUGGCUUGUCAUGGCCAGCAAGGGAAUGCACAAGAUCCACUGAAGAGUGGGCUGUUGCUUUAUGAAGGGCAGAGGCUCGAGCUCGAGACAAUCGUCAAUACCGCGAUUCCAAACGCCGAAUUCGUCUUCCUGUCUGCAUGCGAGACGGCGAUGGGAGAUGUUGACCUGACAAGCGAGUCAUUGCAUCUUGCGGGUGGUAUGAUCUUCGCUGGCUUCAAGGCGGUCAUUGGCACACUUUGGUCUAUCAACGAUGCUGACGGGCCAGUCGUUACACGGAUAGUGUACUCGCAUCUCUUCCAGGAUGGAAAAGAGCCGGAUGUCAACAAUGCUGCUGAAGCCUUGCAUCUUGCUGUCAAACACCUGCGUGAGAGAGGCGUUCCACCGCACCGCUGGGUUCCUUUUAUCCACAUUGGUAUAUGA
Cyclocybe aegerita is the source of this 3459-nucleotide messenger RNA. The record is from the annotation of a GenBank genome assembly. Lineage: Eukaryota; Fungi; Basidiomycota; Agaricomycetes; Agaricales; Hemipholiotaceae.